ACCGAAUGCUUAUCGCUGACUGCCUGGAUCCUUUGUACCUGUUGAGAACCUACAGCGCAACUAGCAGGUUAACGCCUUAACGGGCGUUUAAACAAACAAACAAACGCACGCACACACACGCACACACACACACGCCAUGUAUGUUCGCCGACUGUACUUGAUUAAACGUUAAUGGACGAUAGCGGUGAAAGUGGUGAAGAUAGCGGAUCACUAAAUACUGCAACAUUUCUUACUAAUAAUAACAUAGCUACUUCAUACAUUAGCAUGCAGUCAGAUGAUAUGGAAGAUGAUCCUGAAAAUACAGACGAUUCAAACCCUGGUAAUUGUGAUCCACUGCAAGGAAUUAAUACCAAUUCAUCAAGUGGCCCAUUAAGGGAACAGGACAGAUUUUUACCUAUAGCAAAUGUGGCAAAAAUUAUGAAAAGAGCUAUACCUGAAGCUGGUAAAAUAGCCAAAGAUGCCAGAGAAUGUGUUCAGGAAUGUGUGUCUGAAUUUAUUUCGUUUAUUACAUCUGAAGCUAGUGACCGUUGCCAUAUGGAGAAAAGAAAAACUAUAAACGGUGAAGAUAUUUUAUUUGCUAUGACAACUUUAGGGUUUGAUAAUUAUGUUGAACCUUUAAAAGCUUAUUUACAAAAGUACAGAGAAGCUACCAAGGGAGAUACACCUACAACAAAUUCAGGGAUUUCUGGUAAUGAAGACAGGAAAAGUGAUCAUGCCCACUCAAGAGUCUAUGAAGAUCAAAUUUUUACUAUUACUACUGCAGGAGAUGCAACUGCUUCAGAAACUCCAAUUAUUUAUAGUUAUUCAACAGCAGAUCAAAUGCAAUUUCAUCUUAAUUAAUUUUGAAAACAAGUGAAAAUAUGUUUUAUGCCUUUGAAAUAUAGUAAUAGAUAUAUAAUUACCUUUUGUUUCUAUACACAUAAACUUCUGCUUAUAAAAACUAUAACAAUAGAUCAAUUCAUAUUAAUGUAAAGUAAGUCAUUUUGUAAUUUUUGAAAUUCAAUGAGCAUUAAUACAAAUAAAUUCUAAAAUUUUCACACUGUGUUAUAUAUUAUUCAAUUUUGCAAAAUUUACUUUUUCUUGAGGUCUUGUCACUCAUCAAUAUAGAUGUAUAAUUAAUGAAAUUAUAUUAAGAAUAUUUUUGAUAUCAAAAUUGUACAAUAAAUUUAAAAAAUGAUUAAUUAUAGUUAAGGUAAGAUAAUUUAUUAUCAGCAAAUUCUUUAAACUUUCACCAACUAAAUAAAAUAAGCUAUUGAACGGAAUCGUGACAAAUACUCUCAUUUUUGUGUAUUUAUAAAGGUAUUCUAAAAUUUCAACUAAAACCACUUGAUAAAUAAGCAAAUCUAUUAUACAAUUGAGAAGAUUUUAGGUGGAUUAUAAGAUAUUCUUAAAAACAUCCAUUAAAUGACGUAUCAAAAUUUUAUUUGCAAAUAACUUUCUGAUGAAUUUUAUUAAUGGACUGAGAGAGUAUUAUAACUAUCUUUUAAGUUGAAAUUUAAAGGUAUACAGGAUCUUAAAAUAAUAUUUAUUCAAUAACUUUGUUAUGUAAAACAAUAACCACAUUAGAUAUAUAAAGAA
Molecule: messenger RNA, 1578 nt
Organism: Phymastichus coffea
Lineage: Eukaryota; Metazoa; Arthropoda; Insecta; Hymenoptera; Eulophidae
Gene: Nf-YB
Exons: 3
Coding region: 172-840 (222 amino acids)
Biological process (GO): regulation of transcription by RNA polymerase II
Cellular component (GO): nucleus; CCAAT-binding factor complex
Molecular function (GO): RNA polymerase II cis-regulatory region sequence-specific DNA binding; protein heterodimerization activity; DNA-binding transcription activator activity, RNA polymerase II-specific
Source: RefSeq, a predicted model, not a curated record